This is a messenger RNA of Didymodactylos carnosus, 264 nucleotides long. Lineage: Eukaryota; Metazoa; Rotifera; Eurotatoria; Philodinida; Philodinidae. The record is from the annotation of a GenBank genome assembly.
AUGAAAAGAAGUGGUAAACAUAUGCCAAAGAAAGAAAGAUUUAUGAGUGAAAUGAAUCAUGUUCUAAACUCGAAUGGUGCUUUGUUGUUAAUAAUGGCUACAUGGCGUCAUCAAAAAAUCAAAUCACAGUCACUUAAUGGCAAGUUAAUAAUAGAUCAUUUGAAUCGUUUAUCAAACAAUUAUUGUUUACCAAAAUGGGUUAGUGUUGAAACAUUGGCAAAUCAACUACAUUUAAAAGAAAUUCAAACAGACGAUUGGACUUAA